Molecule: messenger RNA, 1505 nt
Organism: Phytophthora nicotianae INRA-310
Lineage: Eukaryota; Oomycota; Peronosporomycetes; Peronosporales; Peronosporaceae
Exons: 1
Coding region: 66-1412 (448 amino acids)
Biological process (GO): polysaccharide biosynthetic process
Cellular component (GO): membrane
Molecular function (GO): acyltransferase activity, transferring groups other than amino-acyl groups
Source: RefSeq, a predicted model, not a curated record
UGAGAUUUGUCGCCGUGUCCAGUUCCUAACCGUCGAGCCGCAACAACGCACCGAAGCGAGACACGAUGCUGAAGAGCACUCCGACCGGCAACGUCGGAGAGCCCGACACAGAAUUUCAGGUGCGAGUACUCGAGGCCUCGGAUCCAGAGACCUCGACGUCUUCGUCCGAUUCGGAGCACCAGACAUUUGUAGGACACGCCGACGCAAGUACCAAGUCUUCAGUGGAAAAGUUAUCUGAGCCCAAGCUUACACAUGCACCACCGACGAAGGUUUUGUUCCUUGACGGCGUCCGCGGACUAGCAGCUAUCCUCGUGGUCGCCCAGCACUCGAAAGAGUAUUUGCAAGGCUUCAACCUCGGCGCAGUGGCUGUAGAUGCGUUCUUCGUCUUGUCUUCUUUCCUGUUGACGUGGCUUUUCAUGAAAAAGAGCAUGAAGUUACUGGCCCAAGAAGCAGGUAUCAGGUCGUGGAUAUUCGCGUUGGUGGAUUAUUUCUCAAAGCGCUUCUUCCGCGUGUAUCCUCUCUUCGCAAUUACCGCGAUAGGGAUCUCGUUCAUGUCGGCUGAAGCCCAGCGCCGUUACUUUCUCUUCUUGAACCCAGGCGACUUCGAUCUGUACCAGGUGCUCACGUUUGAGUUCAAUCAUCGCCAGUUCGUGCUCUGGACUUUACCACUUGAAAUCUCGUACUACUUCGUGAUUCCCGUGUUCGUAUUGGCUAUCCUGGGUAUGCGCCGCUUCUGGUGGGUCGCUGUGGUUCCUCUAACUGUGUGGGUCGUACACCAGGGUGUCUACGAAUACCGCACGAGCCACACGCCACUAGAGCCGCAUAUUCCUACUUUUCUAUCUGGUUCACUUGCUGCUGUCGUGUUCGUAAAGCUGGACGUAUGGAUUAAAAGCACAGGGUUCAAAUUCCGCUGGUGGCAUACGUUAAUGCUUCGAACAGUGGAAGGUCUGACCAUUGCUGUGUUGUUGAGCGUCUGCUUCAAAGGACUCUUCUUUGACUGGGUCGAGCCCAAUCCUGUGCCCACGGCAAAAGGUUUUCCGUUUGUGAGCGCGUUGUUGACGACGAUUUUCGUUAUUGAAAUGAUCCGUCCGUCCUGCGUGUCGACGAUGUUCGAGUGGAAUGUGCUGCGGUACUGGGGCAAGAUCAGCUUCUCGGUCUAUUUACUGCACAGUUUCGUCAUCUGGAACCCGACGAUCAGUGCCCAACCGAAGUAUUUCAACCGAUUGUUUGCGCGAAUUUUCUUACUUUUGCUGCUAGCGACGACGAGUUACUACUUGGUUGAGUAUCCGUCACAGCUGCUUGGUCAAAGGAUAUCCCGCUUCCUCGCUACUCGAGAAACUAAAGGAUCCGGAAGCUUGGUGAAGUUCACCUGCAUGGAGCGGAUCACUAUGAGGAAGAAAGAGCUGCAGUAGAGAUGAAGUAAAAGUGUAUUGAUUAUAAAGAAGUGAAGUGGUUAUCGCGACUACAUUUAUCGUUAAAUUAAAGCUAGUGUGAGCCGAGGUGAA